AUGGACACGCCUUCAUCAAAUUCACUGUCAAGGCCUCGUCUAAGGCUUAAUCGCCAUACACCAAUUUCCCGUGUUCAGGAUAGUAGUGAUAUGGACUUUACCCCAGUCGCAGUUCCUUCCUCCGCGCGAUCGCAGCUCAAUGUUGUCGAUGAUGAAGACGACAAUCAGCCUACCCCUCGUAUGCCACUCAGGCAUAUUUCUUCUUUUUCAAACAACUAUGGUCCAAAUUCAGAAUUUGGGCCAUCUACUUCUUCUGUGGCACCCUCCGAGACUCCUGCAGCACGCCUCCGCGCCUUGCUAGCACGUUCAUUGGAUUCGCCCAACGGAAAAUCGCCUCCUACAAGACCCUCCGCGCAACUGUCAGACUCGGAAGAUGGCGCUGGCUCUGUGUUAUCUCGUUUUACACCUGCCACUCCAAGCGUUACUCGGGACAGCCUGAAGGAUUUGUUCUCUCGAGCCAGACGUGAGCCUGGGGACACACCACAGAAAUCGAGACCGCGUAGAAACAGUUUCGACACCAGUGAGAUGGACAUUACCCCUGUUGUCGACCGUGAAAGGGAACAGCAUAAGGGUAAAAGAAAAAGUCUCAGUGAUGAUGAGGUUGAUAAACCAAGAUCCGAAUCGUCAUUUCGGUCUUCUCAUGCAGCAACGUUUGAUACCCUUCGUGCACGUCUAAUUGUAUCAGUUACUUCUCAACCCUCCGAAACAGGUUCAUUACUUGCAGAUGAGCCUCGUUUGGAAGGACAUGCUAAUGUUAAUUCGACGACGACUUUGUUACCACCGCUUGAUUCCACUUGGUCAUCACCUCCAAGAAGCGCAAGUUCACAUCAAAGGACCUUCCAAUUGCCUUCCCAGCUAGCGUCUCACUCUAGUAAGGUCAUACAUCUGCAAUGUUUGCACACCCCUGACCAUUCAAUCAGAUCUGCUGGAUCAAGAUUCGGAUAUGCAGCAUGCUAUGGGAGAUCUCGAUACAUCUGA
Messenger RNA from Suillus subalutaceus, 978 nucleotides. RefSeq lists its product as uncharacterized. Lineage: Eukaryota; Fungi; Basidiomycota; Agaricomycetes; Boletales; Suillaceae. The record is from RefSeq and is a predicted model, not a curated record. The coding region runs from base 1 to 978 and encodes 325 amino acids. The transcript has 3 exons.